AUGUGGUUCAUGUCUAACAAAUUUCGAAUCUUACUCAGCUUUGUUUUGACUGCUACUUAUGGUAUAGCAAAAUGUGAUCCUAUUUCUAAUAAGAAUUUCAAUUCAAACAUUAGAGAUUAUGCAGCAACAGAUGUAAAUAACAUAACAAAUGUGAAAACUUUGCAAAAGGAAGAUUUAGUAAAAUAUGCAACGUUUACACCAGCCAGCAACCCAAUUAAAUUCAAGGAAAUACCCGACAGUGCAUUGUCCAGCUCAAGUAAUGGCCGAGGCUUGCUUUAUCAUGAUCAUUCAGGUUACACAGUAAAUGAAUAUGAAGAGGGUCCUCAUUACACACAUGGUCACGAUUACCAUCUUUAUGACCCCCAUUCAGAUGGUCAUGGUCCUCCUUCUUUUGAUCAUGACUAUCACGGAUAUCACCACAAUGAUCAUCAUGGCCAUCACGAUUCGCAUGAUCACCAUGACUAUCACGAUUCCCAUGGUCACGGUCAUCAUCAUGGGCACUAUGAUAAACAUUAUAAACAUGCGCUAGCAACAAAGGCAGUGCUGUGGCCUAUUGCUGGAAUAGCACUCCUGGGAGCAGCGGCAGCACUAGUUAGUAAUCCAGUUCUCCUACAGCUUGGAGUCAUAUCUGGUAAACGUAGAAGACGAGACACAGACGAAAUAACUGGACCUGAUUAUGCGUCUGACAUGUUCACAAAGUAUGAAGAAAAAAUAAAAGAACUAAGCAAUGACGGGAAAAAUUUUCAAAUCAAGGAGAAUUUAAGGGAAAAAACGAAAGAAAACAGAGUUUUAAAAAUUGCAUCUUUUACUGAGACCGCUAAAAGGAGGCAAUUAAAAUUCAAUAAUCCCAAGGACAUGAAAACUAAUACAAGUUUUAAAAAAGUGCAUUACCAAGUCAAGAGAAACACCAAUCAAGAACCAGAAACUCCAAUUUAUGACGAUAAUGAUAACAGAUUUAUCCCUAUUCCAAUAAAAUUUAAAACAUCUAAUGGAACUGAUUAA
Messenger RNA from Spodoptera littoralis (African cotton leafworm), 1002 nucleotides. Lineage: Eukaryota; Metazoa; Arthropoda; Insecta; Lepidoptera; Noctuidae. The record is from the annotation of a GenBank genome assembly.